UUGCUGUGUUCCUCCAGCUCCACACUGUGUUAUUUCCCCUGGCUCUGUGGUCUAGAACUGAGGACCAGUCUCAGAAUAAGUCGCAAGUCAUUUUGGACUGAGAUAACCAUACCAUCCUCUUCUGGAGCUUGACGGGUCGUUCAGAUUAUGGAACACGGACUCCGCUGGUUCAUCAGCAACUCUCUCCGAAGGCAGGGUCAUCUUGGGAGGACCUGCAGACGCUUUUGCCAGCUGACGCAAAAUAUAACGACAUGUAGACAGACUGGCAGAUUUUGCUUGUCGCGUCUCCCUGGAAAUGUUUACAGGCCCCAGUCAGAGAGGCACUGUCAUAAUGACUUCAGUGAACUACUUCAGCUGGAAGCUGUGAGGAAGUACAUUGAUGAUCUGAAAGACGAGUACAAAGAAAUCACAAACAGACUGAAUUGCAACCAGUCACACGAGGAAGAUGGAAAGUUAUUAAGCAGACGUCAUGUCAGGCUGGCUCCCCUCGCCUCAGUUUUGGAAGAGCUGCAGUCGUCAGAAAAAGAUUUGCUUGAAUUGGAAUCUAUAUACAAUAGUCUGAAGGCCAGAGAUGACCAGGAGUUGAUACCAUUGGUCCUUGAAGAACAGCAGCAGUUGAACAAAAGCAUUGUGGUUUUACAGGGAAAGCUCCUUCGGACACUGGUGCAAAAGGAGAAACACGAUGAAAGCAACGUGAUUCUUGAGGUGACAGCAGGAAGAACAACAGGAGGUGAUAUUUGCCAGCAGUUUACAAGGGAGAUUUUCAAUAUGUACAGACAUUUCGCAGGCUUCAAGGACUGGAACUUUGAAGUACUGAACUACACACCUUCAGACUAUGGAGGACUACAUCAUGCAUCAGCGUAUAUUUCAGGGGAGAGUGUUUAUCGCUUUUUAAAAUAUGAGGGUGGAACCCACAGAGUUCAGAGGAUUCCUGAGAUGGGUCUGUCAUCGCGAAUGCAACGCAUCCAUACUGGCACCAUGACUGUCAUUGUUCUCCCCCACACUGACGAGGUCGGUACUAAAGUAAAUACCAAUGAUUUGAGGAUCGAUACCUUUCGAGCUAAAGGAGCAGGGGGACAGCACGUGAAUACAACAGACAGCGCAGUCAGAAUCGUUCAUAUUCCAACAAGUUUAACAGUAGAAUGCCAACAACACCGAUCACAGUUGGAGAACAGAAAGCUUGCCAUGCGCAUAUUAGAAGCAAAACUAUAUCAACAGGUGGCAGAAAGAGAACUGGAGCAGAGGCAGAGUACUCGGAAACUACAGGUUGGAACAAGAGCACAGUCAGAGAGAAUUCGAACUUAUAAUUUCACCCAGGACAGGGUUACGGAUCACCGGAUUAACUACAUUGUUAGGGACAUUAAGGAGCUUCUGAGUGGUGGGAGACAGCUGAAUGAACUGAUUAGUAAACUUCUGGCGUCAGGAGAAAAUGAAGCUGUUCUGGAACUUAUAGAAACUAGAAAUAAAUGAAUUAAGGAAGGGAAGUAAAGCUAAAAUAAUUGUAGAAUGAAGUAUUUGAAAGAAAUAAAAUGCAAACUAAUGUAUGGUUUUCUCCAAGCAGCCUCUUCAUAUUAAGAUUCAAGUUCUGGCUGCGCUGAGUUGUAAAUCGUGGACGCUGUCACUUAGUUGAAUCUGUCAAAACUAGAAGCAAAUCCAUUUGCAGUACCCCAGUUUCUUUACCCUGUGACGGAAACUAACAGGUUACUGGGAAGGAUGCUUCUGUGACAUUUAUACAAACGUCUGGAUCAGUGUAAUUAGAAUUACUGUAUUUUCAAAAGUGACAUUUAACAUUACAGCUAGAGCAUAAUUUAAGACCUAAAAAAGUAUGUAAUUAUUCAAGCAGUUUUAAAUGCCUUACCAUUUCAAACAAUAGAAAAGCAUCCUGUGGCCUUGGACUUCAUCUUUUGAUGUGCAAUGAAAUAGUAGACUUCAACAAAAAGGGACUGGAUUAAGGGAUUGAAGGAGAAGGAUUUUACAGAGAAAGGAAGCUUUUCAAAACAGCCAGCAAUGUUCUCCUAUUCUACUACAUUAUAUUGAAUGUACGAAUUGGAACGUCGAAGAUCGGAGCAGGAGUAGUUGACGGGUCAAAUCAAGCCUAUUCUGCCAAUCGCACACAAUACCUUAAUCCUGCCCUCCCCCCACAUUCCUUGCUCCCUUUAGCCACAAGAUUAAAUCAACCUCUUUCUUGAAAACAGUGCUGUUUGGCCUCAACUCCUUUCUGUGGCAGUGAAUUCCACAGGCUCACUAUUCUCUGGGUGAAGAGAUUCUUCCUCAUCCCAGUCCUAAAAAGUCCUUACCUUCAAACUGUGACCCCUUGGACUGGACUCCCUCACCAUUGGGAACAUCCUUUCUGCAUCUAACCUGUCUAGCCUUGUUAGACUUUUAUAGGUUUCCACGAAAUUCCUCCCCCCAUCCCAUUCUUCUAAACUCCAUUUAACACAAUCCGUCUGACUCACUCUCUCCUCAUAUUUACCACCCCAGGAAUCCCAACUUCAUUCAGACCCAUUUGAAUCAAAGAGCUCUUCCAUCAGGCAGAAGAUAUAAAAGUUUAAAUACAAUCACAAACAGAUUCAAGAGCAGCUUGUGCCCUGCUGCUACCAGACUUUUGAAUGGACCUGUUUAAAAUUUAAUGGUGUAGACAGAUCAACUUCUUGGUCGCUGUAACACUGUAUCCUCCACUCUGUUCUGUAACACUGAAGCACUUUUGCAGUAUGAUUUGCCUGCAAGAACAUGCAAGACAACACUUUUCACUGAAACCUCAGUACACGUGACAGUAAUAAAUUAUUGUUAUUUCAUCUUUUCAAACCUUCAUUAUGGUUUAGGGCUGAUACCUAGGCUUUUCAACUGAAAGAAUAGAGUUGAGUAUUUUACCCUGUUGACGCAGGGUGCUGUAUCAAUACUGAUGAGGUUAGUAGUAGUGGGGAAAUUAUGAUAGCUUUUAUCACAAAUAAGCUACUAAAUGGCAUUGUCAUAGGAUACAUGACAAAAGGUGUAGAAAAACAACUGCCGGAAAAGGAAUGCAAUUUGCAAGGCUUGAUAAAGAAGGAUGCUCGCUAUUUUAAAAGAUUCCAUUAAGUGUGCCACUGUAGGGCAUUUUCUUGCAACAACCACAUUUAACCAGUCAAUUAAUCAUAAGUGCAUUCAAACCAACACAAUCAAAUCUUCUGGAUGUGAGUUUGCUCCCUGAGCUGGAAGGUUAGUUUUCAGACGU
Molecule: messenger RNA, 3211 nt
Organism: Stegostoma tigrinum
Lineage: Eukaryota; Metazoa; Chordata; Chondrichthyes; Orectolobiformes; Stegostomatidae
Gene: mtrf1
Product: mitochondrial translational release factor 1
Exons: 10
Coding region: 148-1470 (440 amino acids)
Biological process (GO): translational termination
Molecular function (GO): translation release factor activity
Source: RefSeq, a predicted model, not a curated record